Molecule: messenger RNA, 783 nt
Organism: Olea europaea var. sylvestris
Lineage: Eukaryota; Viridiplantae; Streptophyta; Magnoliopsida; Lamiales; Oleaceae
Product: probable histone chaperone ASF1A
Exons: 2
Coding region: 252-539 (95 amino acids)
Biological process (GO): DNA replication-dependent chromatin assembly
Cellular component (GO): nucleus
Molecular function (GO): histone binding
Source: RefSeq, a predicted model, not a curated record
CGCAGUAGGGUGGGCAUUUUUAUCUGCAACCACCUGAACAAGACCGGAAAUAUGCCGAAACUAGUCGAUUCGGUUCUAGUUCUCAAGAAACAUAAACUGAACCACUUGGUGCCCACCAACUCUCAUAAGAUAAAAAAUACACACUUAAAAAUGUUAAGAGAUGUUUACCGUCUUCUGGGUUCGUCGCAGAUGAGAUUGCGUUAAUCCAAGUGAAGAGGAAGAGAGAGCAGAAAAGAAGCCGGAAUGCUGCCAUGGCUGCACUAAGAAGUCAAAACCCACGUUGUGAAAUGAAUUGUUUAGCAGUCUACAGCUAUAUAAAGAACAAGGCUGAUCCCCCAGACCCAUUAAAGAUCCAUGAAGAAGACAUUAUUGGAGUCACUGUACUACUUCUGACAUGCUCAUAUCAGGGGCAAGAAUUCCGUCAAGUACGAUACUAUGUUGACGACAAUUACGAUGAUGAGCAGCAAAGAGAAGAACCUUCUCAAAAAGUUUUGAUUGAUAAGACCAAAGAAAUAUUUUGGCCUGCAAGCCUCGAGUGACAAUUUCCAAUUACUUUUUAUCCUGAAAAUUGGGAAAAACUCCCAUCAUCACCCUAGCAGAUUACAGAAUUCGCAUGGAAAGGCACCUAUUUCCUAACCCUCAGUCUGACAUUCAGUCCCCAUAAACUCCAGAACUGUUAGUCUAGAAACCUCGCUAGGAAUGGUUGUAUCGAUUUAUUAGGAUAUGCUUGGCUACAGACUGAUUAGUUCAUGUAUCAUUUUUCAUUAGCUCAAUUUUCAAGAA